AAACUCCUUUUAUAUAAUACCAAAAUCUAACCCCUCUUUCAUAGAAUCCAAUUCCAUUCCAUAAAAACCUAUUUAAAUAGAAGUACUACUACCUUUUGUGAUUUGUCAAAAACCAUUCUAAAGUCAUCAUCACUAAGCCUUUUUUUUGUUUCUUAAUCUGAAUCUUGCCUCAAGUAUAACCAAAAGCCAUAAACUUGUCAUAAGCAGAUGCAGAAAGCAACCAUCAUUCCACACUGGUUUUACCAAAUCACUCAAAGAAAUCAAUAAAAUAAGAGAGAUUGAUUUUCAUGUUACUGAAGAUUACUGAAAAAUGGGGCGCUUCAGAUAAGAUUGUCUCCGUCGUCGCCAUACUUGCCGCUGAUACCUUUGCGUGAUUGCAUCUUCUAUCUCAAUUGUUGAAUCUCGCUGUCAUCUUUGAUCGGUGAUGUCUUCUCCCCCUUUGCACAUUUUCUCAUUUUAGGAUUCUUUUAUGCCUGGAUACAUAUAUGUUUUGAAUUCAAUGCCAAGAACAAAGUAUAAAACAAGGGAUGAAUAAAGAACAAGGAAGAAGAAGAACACAAGAAUUGGUUAUAACUGUUAUUCUUUUACUUUCUUUUAGAAAACAAGAUGACAAGUUUACAAGAAUAACAAAUAACCUCCCUCACCCUAAAUCAGGAUUUGCUGUGUUGCAAUGAUCGAAGACUAGUAUGUUAUUUAUAAUAAAACCUAACAUACUUGUUAGAACAAGAUUUGUUCUGAUCAAUAUUCUUAGUUUUGAUGAUAACAAGGAUAUGAAUUUUGUGUGAGAUAAUGUGGUACUCUAAUACAUUGCAAUUUCCCUUUCAGGAAAUAUAUAUAGAGUAUGCACAAAUCAGCGCUCAGAAGCUUUGUCUCAGAAGGUUCGGCAUGCAACAUCAGAACAUGGUCUGGCAAGACAUCAGAAGAUGGUCAAGGCAGAAUCAGAACAUGGGUCUAUGGAAGCAUCAGAAGAACUUGAGAUCAGAAGCAGAAGCACUGAAGUUCUCAUGGUAUCACGCUCAGAAGCUCUUCAAGGUCAGAAGACAAGAAGAUGUUAUGCACCAAGCUGUUUGACUCUGAUGAUAUUCAAAUAUAAUAUUCAAACAUCAGAUCAGAAGAAAGUACAAGUGGCAGGCUACGCUGACUGACAAAAGGAACGUUGAAAGCUAUUGAAGGCAACGUCAGUAGACACAUCGUGAACAAGGCUCGAGGUAGUUGACAAAAGCGUGAAACAUUAAAUGCAAUGCUGUACGGAACACGCAAAGCAUUAAAUGCAUCCAACGGUCAUCUUCUCAAACGCCUAUAAGUAUGAAAUUCUGAUGAGAAGCAAGGUUAACAACGUUGAACAAAAUUAUUCUGAAAGACUUGCUGAAACGCUUCUCAAAUCAAAGCUCAGAAUCUUCAUCUUCAUCAAAGCUCACCACAUUGCUGGUGUAAUAUAUUAGUGAGAUUAAGCUUAAACGUUAAGAGAAAUAUCACAGUAGUGAUUAUAGCUUUUCAGAAGCAUUUGUAAUACUCUUAAUAGAUUACAUUAAGUUGUAAGGAACUAGAAUGAUCGUGUUGAUCAGAAUACUCUAGGAAGACUUAGAGGUUAUCUAAGCAGUUGUAACUAGAGUGAUCGUGUUGAUCAGGAAACUCUAGAAAGUCUUAGAGGGUAUCUAAGCAGUUGUUCCUGGAGUGAUCAAGUUGUGAUCAGAAUACUCUGGAAGACUUAGUUGCGGACUAAGUGGAAAACCAUUGUAAUCCGUGCGAUUAGUGGAUUAAAUCCUCAUGUGAGGUAAAUCACUCCGUGGGGGUGGACUGGAGUAGUUUAGUUAACAACAAACCAGGAUAAAAAUAACUGUGCAAUUUAUUUUUAUCGUCCAAGUUUUUAAACUACACUUAUUCAAACCCCCCCUUUCUAAGUGUUUUUCUAUCCUUCAAUUGGUAUCAGAGCGCCGGUUCUAAGGUGCAAGCACUUAACCGGGUUUAGAAAAGAUUCAGGAAGAGAAAAACGCUUCAGUAAAAGAUGGCUGGUGAAAUUCCAACAAAUCCACCUGCAUCUACAUCUGGCUCUGCUGAGCAAUACAACGGUAACAAUGGUUUACUAGACCACCAGUAUUUGAUGGUGAAACUUUGAAUACUGGAAAGAUAAACUGGAAAGUUACUUUCUUGGUCUGGAUGCUGAUCUAUGGGAUCUUCUGAUAGAUGGUUACAAACAUCCAGUAAAUGCUAGUGGCGUAAAGCUUACAAGGCAAGAAAUGGAUGAUGAUCAAAAGAAGCUUUUCAAGAAUCAUCAUAAAUGUAGGACUGUUUUGCUGAAUGCUAUCUCUCAUGCUGAGUAUGAGAAGAUAUCUAACAGGGAAACUACCUAUGAUAUAUAUGAGUCUCUGAAAAUGACUCAUGAAGGAAAUGCUCAAGUCAAGGAGACCAAAGCUCUUGCUCUAAUCCAGAAGUAUGAAGCCUUCAAGAUGGAGGAUGAUGAAGACAUUGAAAAGAUGUUUUCAAGAUUUCAAACUCUGACUGCUGGAUUGAGAGUUCUGGAUAAAGGCUACACCAAGGCUGACCAUGUAAAGAAGAUUAUCAGAAGCUUACCCAGAAGAUGGGGUCCAAUGGUGACUGCAUUCAAGAUUGCGAAGAAUCUGAAUGAAGUUUCUUUGGAAGAGCUGAUCAGUGCCCUGAGGAGUCAUGAGAUUGAACUUGAUGCAAAUGAGCCUCAGAAGAAAGGUAAGUCUAUUGCAUUAAAAUCAAAUAUCAAAAAAUGCACUAACGCUUUUCAGGCUAGAGAAGAAGAUCCUGAAGAAUCAGAAUCUGAAGAAGAAGAUGAACUGUCCAUGAUCUCCAGAAGGGUAAACCAAGUCUGGAAGAGCAAGCAAAGGAAGUUCAGAGGCUUCAGAAGUUCAAAGAGAUUUGAACGUGGAGAAUCUUCUGAUGACAGAAGAUUUGACAAGAAGAAGGUCAUGUGCUAUGAAUGCAAUGAGCCUGGACAGUACAAGAAUGAAUGUCCAAAACUUCAGAAGGAAAAUCCCAAGAAGAAGUUUCAUAAGAAGAAAAGUCUUAUGGCAACCUGGGAUGAGUCAGAAGAUGAAUCAGACUCGGAAGAUGAGCAGGCAAACUUUGCACUGAUGGCGACAGAAGAUGAUGGAUCAGAAUCUACAUCAGAAUCAGAUUCUGAAGAGGUAUUUUCUGAACUAUCUAGAAAAGAGUUAGUUUCCAGUUUAGCAGAACUUCUGGAACUCAAAGCUCAUCUUAGUAUCAAAUACAAAAAGCUGAAGAAGCAAUUUGAAUUUGAAACUGAGAAGCUGGAAUUGGAAAAUUCUGAACUGAAGGAAAAAGUUUUAAAUCUAUCCAAAAAUAGUGGAUCUCCUUCUGAAACAGAAAAAGCCAUUCCUAGCAUGAAUCAUAUUCGGAAAGAAUAUGACUUGAGCUUCAGAAAAUUUCUAUAUAGAAGUAUUGGCAGAAGUCAGCUAGCUUCUAUGAUAUAUGCUGUGUCUGGAAACAAUAGAGUAGACAUUGGUUAUGAGGGUGAAAUUCCAUACAAGCUUGAAUCUGUGGCGAAUAUGAAAAUAUCAUACAAGCCUUUGUAUAACCAAUUCAAAUUUGGCCACUCUCAUGAUAUUAGGCUCACAUCACAUGCACAAAGUUUUCACUUAACACACACCAAGAAGCAUGUGACACAAUCUAAGAAAUAUCAUGGAACUCAGAAUAAGAAGUAUCAUACUGUUCCUCCUGUUAAAUAUUUUGCCAAACCCAAGUUCAAUCAGAACUUGAGGAGAACUAACAAGAAAGGACCCAAGAAAAUGUGGGUACCUAAGGAGAAGAUAAUUUCUGUUGCAGAUAUCCUUGGCGGCAAAGAGGACAGAAAGCAAAAUGUCAUGGUACCUGGACUCUGGGUGCUCGCGACACAUGACGGGAAGAAGGUCUACAUUCCAAGACCUGGUGCUUAAACCAGGUGGAGAAGUCAAGUUUGGAGGAGAUCAGAAGGGCAAAAUCAUUGGCUCUGGAACCAUAAGUCUUGGUAACUCUCCUUCCAUAACUAAUGUACUUCUUGUUGAAGGAUUAAAGCAUAGCUUAUUGUCCAUAAGUCAAUUAAGUGACAAUGGUUAUGAUAUAAUCUUCAAUCAAAAGUCUUGCAAGGCUGUAAGUCAGAAGGAUGGCUCAAUCCUAUUUACAGGCAAGAGAAAGAACAACGUUUAUAAGACAGAUCUUCAAGAUCUUAAGAAUCAGAAGGUGACUUGUCUUAUGUCUGUUUCUGAAGAGCAAUGGGUCUGGCACAGAAGAUUAGGACAUGCUAGUUUGAGAAAGAUUUCUCAGAUUAACAAACUAAAUCUGGUCAGAGGACUCCCAAAUCUGAAAUACAAAUCAGAUGCUCUUUGUGAAGCAUGUCAGAAGGGCAAGUUCUCCAGACUUGCAUUCAAGUCUAAGAAUGUUGUUUCUUCCUUAAGGCCGUUAGAACUCUUGCACAUUGAUCUGUUUGGCCCAGUCAAAACAGCAUCUAUUAGAGGGAAGAAAUAUGGAUUAGUCAUCGUUGAUGAUUAUAGCCGCUGGACAUGGGUAAAGUUCUUGAAACACAAAGAUGAGUCACAUUCAGUAUUCUUUGAAUUCUGCACUCAGAUUCAAUCUGAGAAAGAGUGUAAAAUCAUAAAGGUCAGAAGUGAUCAUGGUGGCGAAUUUGAGAACUGAUUCUUUGAGGAAUUCUUCAAAGAAAAUGGUAUUGCCCAUGAUUUCUCUUGCCCUAGAAUGGAGUUGUAGAGCGAAAGAAUAGGACUCUACAAGAAAUGGCCAGAACCAUGAUAAAUGAAACCAAUAUGGCUAAGCAUUUCUGGGCAGAAGCAAUUAACACUGCAUGCUAUAUUCAGAAUAGAAUCUCUAUCAGACCUAUUCUAAAUAAGACUCCUUAUGAAUUGUGGAAGAACAGAAAGCCCAACAUUUCAUAUUUUCAUCCUUUUGGAUGUGUAUGUUUUAUUCUGAAUACUAAAGAUCAUCUUGGUAAGUUUGAUUCUAAAGCACAAAAGUGUUUCCUUCUUGGAUAUUCUGAACGCUCAAAAGGCUACAGAGUAUACAAUACUGAAACAUUGGUUGUAGAAGAAUCAAUCAAUAUCAGGUUUGAUGAUAAGCUUGGUCUUGAAAAACCAAAGCAGUUUGAGAAUUUUGCAGAUUUUGAUAUUGAUAUAUCAGAAGCAGUAGAACCAAGAAGCAAUGCUGCAGAAGCUGGCAGUCUCAGAAGCAAUGGAUCAGAAGAUCAAGUUGCUGCAUCUUUAGAGAAUCUUAGGAUUUCUGAAGAACCAACUAUCAGAAGAUCACCUAGACUUGCCUCAGCUCAUUCAGAAGAUGUGAUCCUUGGAAAGAAAGAUGAUCCCAUCAGAACAAGGGCAUUCCUUAAGAACAAUGCAGAAUGUCAAUUAGGUCUUGUUUCUUUGAUCGAGCCAACUUCUGUUGAUCAAGCUCUAGAAGAUCCAGACUGGAUAAUUGCCAUGCAAGAAGAACUAAAUCAGUUUACAAGGAAUGAUGUAUGGGACUUGGUUCCUAGACCAAAAGGAUUUAACAUCAUCGGUACUAAGUGGGUUUUCAGAAACAAGCUAAGUGAGAAAGGUGAAGUUGUAAGAAACAAAUCCAGACUGGUUGCUCAGGGUUAUAGUCAGCAAGAAGGGAUUGAUUAUACAUAAACCUUUGCACCAGUGGCCAGGUUAGAAUCUAUUCGUCUAUUAAUUUCUUUUGCCACUCAACACAACAUCACUCUUUAUCAGAUGGAUGUCAAGAGUGCCUUCUUAAAUGGUUAUAUAGAUGAAGAAGUUUAUGUUCACCAACCUCCUGGUUUUGAAGACUCUAAGUCUCCAAAUCAUGUUUUUAAAUUAAAGAAAUCAUUAUACGGAUUGAAGCAAGCUCCCAGAGCUUGGUAUGAACGUUUGAGUUCUUUCCUUCUGGAAAAUGGUUUCACUAGAGGAAAAGUGGACACUACUCUCUUUUGUAAAACAUUUAAAAAGGAUAUUUUAAUUUGUCAAAUAUAUGUUGAUGAUAUUAUCUUUGGAACAUCUAAUGCUACACUUGGAAAGGAGUUUGCUGAGUCUAUGCAGGCUGAAUUUGAAAUGAGCAUGAUGGGAGAACUCAAGUAUUUCCUUGGGAUUCAAAUCAACCAAACUUCCGAUGGAACCUAUGUUCAUCAAACGAAGUAUGUGAAAGAACUUCUGAAGAAGUUAAAUCUUUCUGAAAGCAAAGAAGCCAAAACUCCUAUGCAUCCAACUUGUGUACUGGGUAAGGAUGAGAAGAUCCAAAGAUUACAACUUAGUAGGAUUCUGUGAUGCUGACUAUGCUGGAGAUAGAAUUGAAAGGAAAAGUACUUCUGGAAGGUUUCAAUUUCUUGGAAGUCAUCUGAAAUGCGACACUAACAAUGCACGUGCAUCUGGUACCCAGGGCUUUAGCCCCCAUUGCUAAUUGCCAAUUUAUAGAGGCAUCAAACAGGCAUAAGCCUUCGUCACUGUUUGUCAAUCCAUGCCGUCACUAAAAUCCAAAUGUAUCGGACUCAAUGAAUGCAACAUCACAUACACAAUCACAACAAACUCGUCAUGAGGCAUACGCCUAUAUCACCUUCAUUACCAAUAAAUAGAGGUAAUCAAUCGUCACAAUAAUUCCUACACUUCUCAAUAUUAACAGAAUAAUAGCAUCACAUGGUCACUAGCCAUAGGCCUACAAAUUUGUAUCAACACAUCACAACAACAAAUUAACGACAACGAAUCAAGAACAACAACAAAUCAACAACAAUUACAAAUCAUCACAAAUGAUACAACGACAAAUAACGCUGGCUAUAAAGCCUAUAAAACUAUCUUGCCAUUAAACGGGGGCAAUUCAUCCAACUCACAUCACCUGCAAUUUCACAUAAUUUGACAAAUAUUCACACAUAAAAUUCAACCAAAAUGACCUACACGCGUUCUGUGAUUAUUCGAACAAUUUUCAUCCCAAACCGGUUUAUUCGUUUAUCGGAGAAAGUUAAUAAUAUCCUAUGUGGUUUUGUUUUCAUCACUUCUUUAUUACUGCUACUAAUUCCCUGUCAUUAACAAUUGCUUAUGCUACCAAAAUCUGGUAUUUAUCAUUAUCCUAAUGUCACAAUAAUUCUGCUUCUAAACAAUUUGUUUUUCUAUCAAAAUUCCACA
Messenger RNA from Vicia villosa (hairy vetch), 7124 nucleotides. RefSeq lists its product as uncharacterized. The record is from RefSeq and is a predicted model, not a curated record. The transcript is spliced from 2 exons. Gene Ontology annotation, molecular function: nucleic acid binding; zinc ion binding. NCBI's taxonomy places the organism in Eukaryota, Viridiplantae, Streptophyta, Magnoliopsida, Fabales, Fabaceae. Bases 2238 to 3923 code for a protein of 561 amino acids.